Fusarium coffeatum is the source of this 1596-nucleotide messenger RNA. RefSeq lists its product as uncharacterized. Gene Ontology annotation, molecular function: oxidoreductase activity. The record is from RefSeq and is a predicted model, not a curated record. NCBI's taxonomy places the organism in Eukaryota, Fungi, Ascomycota, Sordariomycetes, Hypocreales, Nectriaceae. The transcript has 3 exons. Bases 1 to 1596 code for a protein of 531 amino acids.
AUGUCAAAGGCGCAGACAAUGAAUCCCUCAACUGACCCGUAUCGCCUCCUCAGGAAAAAGGUCGCUGUUGUCGGCAGCGGCUCUGCUGGAAUUGGUGCGCUAUGGGCCUUGAACAAGACAUAUCACGAUGUCUACGUGUACGAGGCUUCCGAUAGGCUUGGCGGCCAUACAAACACUGUCGAUUUCAAAAAGGGAAAGUUUUCGACAAAGGUUGACACCGGUUUUCAUGUCCUAAACGCUGAAACCUCUCCCAACUUUAUCCAUUUCUUGGAAAAGAUCAAUGUUAAAACCGCCCCCACAGACCUCUCAUUCAGUGUAUCUCGGGACUGCGGCGCCCUCGAAUGGGCUGGCACCAGCCUGACCUCCCUGUUCUGUCAAAGAAGAAAUCUCCUCUCACCGCGAAUGUGGCGCAUGCUUUUUGACAUUAUUCGCUUCAACCAAUUCUCGGUUGAUCUGUUAAGCAAAGAUGAGGAUGACAUCUCCAACAUUGAGGUACAGAGCAAACCUAGACAUUCAGUUGGUUACGACUUCACGAUUGGGGAGUAUCUAGACCAAGAGGGUUAUUCGCAAGCCUUUAGAGACGACUAUCUCCUUCCUUUGGCAGCGUCAAUAUGGAGUACGAGUCCAGACAAGUGCGCACUGGAGUUCCCUGCUCUGACAUUUGUUCGUUUCAUGUGGAAUCAUCAUCUGCCGUCUACAUUCGCGUCACGCCCCAGAUGGCUGACGAUAGAGGGGGGUUCCAGGUCGUACAUUGACGCUGUCAUGAAGGGUUUCCCUCCUAACCACUUGUUUCUCAAGACACCCGUGAGGCGUGUCACUACUGAAAGCAACGGCCAAGUUCGUCUCCACCUGGAAAACGGUACAUCUGCUCUCUACGACCAUGUCAUCCUUGCCACCCACGGCGAUGAAGCAUUUGAUAUCAUCAAGUCAUCGGCCACCGAGCAGGAGCGUUUUAUCAUGUCUUGCUUCAAAACGUCCCAAAACGAAGUGGUCCUGCACUCAGAUCUGGAUAUGAUGCCUCGGCGCAAGAAAGCCUGGGCCAGCUGGAACUACCUCACGUUAUCGUCACCUUCGUCACGAAAAGCAAACAUUAACCAGGUCUCGCUCACAUACAACAUGAACCUGCUCCAGCACAUUCCUCGAAAUACUUUUGGAGACGUCUUGGUCACGAUGAAUCCUCUUCGAAAGCCAAAGGCCGCCAAAACACAGGGACGCUAUUUCUACUCACAGCCUCUCUACACAACGUCUUCCGUCCGGGCACAGAAGCUUCUCAAACACAUCCAGAACACUCGAGGUAUUAGUUAUGCCGGUGCUUGGAUCAAGUACGGUUUCCACGAAGACGGUUUCAGCAGCGGACUGGAGGUUGCACAGGACCACUUGGGUGCCAAGCUGCCGUUCCAGUACACCGAUUCUACCUACAGUCGUGGCAAAAGGCCCCUUCUUGGGCUCUUUGAUCUUUUACUACGCUUGGUCAUCUUGGUGAUUCAGGUGUUCGUUAUUCAGAUUCUUGAGCGUUUGACUGGUAGGAGUGCUCCCAAGCGUCAACGUCUCGUGAAUGGCAAGGGUGCAAAAUUUGUAAACGGCAAGCAUCGAUAA